AUGGCGACAAGUUUAGAAACUCUGCGCUCUGGGUUGAACAAAUACCCGAAUUCGUUCAGUCUCAAAGGACAUGAGGAGUUGGUGUACCCGAAACUGGAUGCUAUGCUGCAGAAGCUGCUAAAGGAGGAGGAUGACUGCGCAAUAUGGAGUACAUCUCUGAGAACGCAUUAUGUAUGUUCUGUGAAAAACCUGAAGGCCUUUGUCCUCUUCAAAUUCAACCGAACAGCCGAAGCAUUUCGAUUACUUGACGACGUUUUGUCGUUGAGCAAAGGUAGGAAUGUCAUCGGUUUGGCGAACAGGGGCCUGAUGACUUUGGACAGUGGUGAUCCUUCAGAUGCUUUGGACACCCUGGCCUCUCUUCAACAAGCUACGCCGAUGGACUUGCUUCUCGCCAAAGCUGAAAUGGCUUUUGCAUACAGAAAGAUGGGGCCCAGGUAUAACGCAUUUUGCAGAGAUUCGUACGACAAACUCCUCGCUGAGAUUGCUGAGAAAGGACUUGAUCAAUGUGACCCAAAUUUCUGCCAAGAAGCGAUCUCAAUUUGUGAUGAAUUUCGUGUCUUUUGGUGCUAUGAUGCAGCUGUCGCCAUUGACCGUGCUUUGGGCAAAAACUUGCAGACGAAUUUCAACUGUUUUGAUGUAAACAAAAAUGGCGACCCAGAGAAAUUGCUCCGACGAGGCUGUGAACUUUUGAAAUAUUGCUUGGAAAGGAGAACUGACCACACAAAGGUUUGGAUAAAAUACGUUGAAAUAUAUAAAAAGUAUAAACAGAUUGAUCCGAAGAGGAACAGAACGCUGAAAUUGCAAUGGCUGACUGCUGGGAACGUAAAUGUAUGGGACUGCCUGGAGAACGCUGUAGCAGACGUCGAAAUGUCACAUGACCAUGACGCAUUGAUGAGAUUGGGUAGGUUGUUUUUGUCAGGCCCUAGAGCUAACUUUCAACUCGCUAAACAUUACUUAUACAAGUCCCUGAUGAUCCGGGAGAGUGAGUUUGCUCAUCAUCAGCUUUCCCGCGCGUUCACGAUGGAGUUGGACAACAGUAAAGACGACUUUGUCAAUAAUGGCACACGAUGUUUCCUUCAAAUCGAACACCGCGAAAGCUUCGCCACGCUGCCACGCUUUACACGUUCCAAUAGUGUCCAACACAUCUAUGACUAUUACAAACGAUCACCAAAUGACUUCAGGCUUGAACAAGCCAUAUAUCACAUCAAACGGGCCAAUGACCUUGCCGGGGAGUCAUCGUGUAUGAUCCUUUCAGACUUGGCAAGAUGUGUCUUCCGGUACUGUGACGACCCAGCAGCAGAAGACACCCAGCGUGAACUGUUUGGCUGGCUCCGCCAAGCACUGAGCCUUAAAAGUUCAACGAAAGGUGACAGGGCCAAAGCUUACAUGCAGAUGGGUAUGAUAAAAGAGUUAGUUGGCGACAGAGAAAGGUCUAAGCUUUACUUGAAAAAAUCUAUUGAGGUCGCCGCCGGAAGUAGGUCAGAAAACUUUCCCUCUCUCCCAGUCCUUCUCGAAAUAUUACGGGAAGAAAUAUCAGUCUCUACGAAUGCAGAGGAGCUACGCCUGUACGAAACUGUGCAGAAAAUUGGCAAAAGUACGAAUGCUUUGAAAAGACAGAGCAACAAAGACAGGAGCACCGUUGCUUCAGAAUCAAUGCUGAAUUACAUUGAAGGAAAAAUGAUGUGGUUCAAAGGCCGCGGCAUGAUUCAAGAGGCUCUGGUGUCCUUGAAACUGCUUAUGAGUAUGAGAGACCUUUGUGCAGAGGAAAGGGAGUUUGCCAUCAAUCUGUGCUUGGAAGCAGAAGAUACUCAGUCUGCGAAAGACGGCAAAGAACUACAUGUAACCGAGAACAACUUUCAGGAACUUUUUGCUACUUCGGUAAAACCUAUUGCGAGGGAAAAUCUCGAAAAUCUGUGCGCUCAAACUGAGCAAAUUGUGAAAACCAUGAAAGAAAAUGGUGAAAAAUCGGAUGGUAUUUACGCAGAAGUUAUGUCCCAGUUGCUGAAGGUGCCAGGAGUUGACGAAAGCGUUGUUGAAGAUUUGGCAGCUGAAGCGGAACAGGUGUCAUCCAAGAUGGAGGACACUGUUGUUGUUGACAUUCAGUAUCGUCUGCUUUGUAAUCUGUUGAAGUCGUCCUUCAGCAGCCAUCACGAUAUCCUCGUCUAUUCCUGUGAUGUGAAGGAAGACAAACAACAGACGGAAAUACUGGUAGCAUUCUUGGAAAACGGGCUAGGCUUGGCCGACCAUUGCUGCUGGGCGCAAAGGGACUUGGUCCACAACUGUGGCGGGGAGUACGAAGUAUACAUGACAAAGGCACUGUGCCGAUCUACGCGCGUUCUUGUCCACGUGACGCCCCAACUCCUUGAGGACAAAAUGGACGUGCGAAUUUUGACCUCUGUUUUGAAUGAUACCCAUGAGAGGGCAUACGGACAAUUCAUCAUGGUAGAAGUGACAGGAAAUGCAGAGCUUGAGUUUCCAAACUGGUGCAGGCGAGGAGACUCGAGCGUCAUUUCUCUCCCAAGUCUGAAAUUCGACGAAAAAGAGCAAAUAAAGUCGGCAAAAAGAAAACUGAUGAAGGCGCUCCUGCUUGGGACAGGUUGAUUGGUGCUGAUUGGUGCUGUCCUUUGUGAACGUGAUACGUCAUCAGGUUAAAGGUCAGAGGUCGGAGAGUUCUGAAGUGAUAACAAACAUAUUUUUGUGAACUCUUUUAUCUUGCGUCCUAAUUUCGUGCUCCGAACCCAGAUGCGUCCCAUGCAAGGAAAUCACGUGGAAUUAUACCAUAUUGAGUGUUUGUAUUUUUCUGUAAGUUAUCGAACUUUAGGGGAAAUAUUCGUAAAAUUGAUGAAUGAUGUCCGUUUCAGGCAGACAUCCAUUUUGAGAGAAAAAAUGACUCGAAUUGAAUGAAAAUUGUGGCCGGUGGCGAGGUACCGGUAUAUCAUCAUACAGCAGGGAGGUUAAAACGAAUUUCUACUCACUUUUAGGACCCAGUCCCAGUCAUGUAAUGAUAUUUUCUUGAAAAGAUGAAUGCCGCGGGGUUGUCGCGUGUUCGAUGAUAUUUGUAUACACAUCUACACUAUCCCCGCACAAAGGUCAGAUUUGGUUUUUUCUACCGCGUGGAACGUCAUGAUUUGAAUUCAAAGUAAAAUUUACAUCUCAUAAAUAUUUAAAGCUGGACAGUUAACCCGUGAAAUGAUAUAUAUACCACCUCUGUAACACUGUAACCAAAAUACAUGUAUAUACAGUUCGUAUAAUGUAAAUUGAACGUACGAGGUGUUAGAAAAAAGAUUUGUCACUUUUGAUUUCUAAUAACUUCUAAACUGCUACUCCGAUAGCGACCAAAUGUUAAUAACAUGUAACUGACAUCCAUCGUAUUUUCUGGUAAAGGUUUGGUUGCGUAAUGAGUUAUGAAAACCGAGUAAUAAGGGAUAAUUAUAAUAAUUGGGGUUGUUUUGGUUUUCCUGUCACUCUUGACCUGGCGUCCUCCGAUUGCUCUACAGCGUUCAAGGCAGUGACGGUGGGGGGGGGGGGGGGCUCUUGAUGCAGAAGAUCACUAGUUUGUCAAGGAAGUCUUGGUCACCUCGAAUGUCAUUGCACACAUCCUCGAUUGUUUGUUGCAGUUCGUCAGUCUACGUUUGCAAAGGGCCUUCGGACAUACAUCAACUCUUCCAGAUAUCCCCAGAGAAAGAAGUCGCAUAUUGUGAGGUCUGGGCUUCGAUUAAAAAUGCUUUUGAAAUUUGGUCUCUAUCGGAGUAGCAGUUUAGAAGUUAUUAGAAAUCAAAUGUGUCAAUUUUUUUUUAACACCUAGUACAUGUAAAUUUGUGUUGUUGUCGAGUUGAAAUACAUAUAAAACAGUUUAUGCAGCUUUUGUUGUUUGGAUAUUAUGUGAGGUUUCGCUGCUUCCAAAGACAGCAGACUUGACCAUUAACUGUCCACCAAAACCUGUGAAAGCGGCUAAAUCGUAAGGUAAUCCGCUUAAAUAAUUUUUAUGUGUGUAUUAGUUUCAAGCCGCACAUUAAAACCAUGUCUUCCUAAAAGGCAAACACAAUAUAUAUAUAUUGCAAAGUAUGAAUUGAUCUAUGAAUUAAUGAUAUGAUAUUGCAUGGAUGCAUACAUUUGUAAUUAUUUUAUUUUAACAAAGAACUCUGUAUAUGCGUUAUGUAUAUAUAUUUGUCAAAGAUGUCAACGUUGAUGACGAGGAUUAAAGUUGGGGCAACUAUGGUAGUUUUCCUGAACGUGAAAUUUUGACGCUGCAUGGUCUGUCGUAAGAAUCGUUUUCUUUUUGUUUCGUCUUCCAUCACAAACAAUUUGCCUUCACCGUGUGAUGUUUUUCAAUUGUUCAGUGAAACCCCUGGCCCAAAAAUGCGAUCACCAUGAAAAUACAAAACCUGUACUUUGCUCUCUACAAGAUCAUCAAAUUCUGAACCAUGGUGUAACGGAGUCCGGGUCGGCGGAGCUUGAGGGUCAAGAUGAAUCAUCAACAGCAUGACGGACUUUAAACUAUUCUCUGAAUUGCUUGAUGUCAUGAGAGAAGAAAUGGCCUCAUCUCUCAAUGAACUCUCCAUGCUCCUUGCCCAUGACUGGAACUCUAGUUAUUGCGGACGUCGUUCCGUCCCUGCGUGAACUGGCCGCCAUUGGCUCCAAAUGACCUUGACUAGGCCAUUUUAGUAUCAUAGGACUUUCAGAGCUUCCAGUCACCCGAAAGUUUGGGACCGAGUUAUAAUAAUACAUCAAAACAUUUUGGUUGACACUGUUUUAUUCAAGACAUAGUAUGUGUUGAGUCCCCCAAGUCAGUGCGAAUCUGUGGACGUGGCCAUUUUUCAGUCUGAUUACACUGCGCGAUCGCAAUGUAAAAUGGGCAGUUAUGCAGUCCAGUACAACAUGGAAGCUUAUACUGGCAGAGAUAAUAUUAGGCCUAUGUCUG
This is a messenger RNA of Lineus longissimus, 4921 nucleotides long. RefSeq lists its product as uncharacterized. The record is from RefSeq and is a predicted model, not a curated record. The coding region runs from base 1 to 2601 and encodes 866 amino acids. The transcript is spliced from 2 exons. NCBI's taxonomy places the organism in Eukaryota, Metazoa, Nemertea, Pilidiophora, Heteronemertea, Lineidae. Gene Ontology annotation, molecular function: protein binding.